Polypterus senegalus (gray bichir) is the source of this 3536-nucleotide messenger RNA. RefSeq names its product Rh associated glycoprotein (gene rhag). Gene Ontology annotation, biological process: ammonium transmembrane transport; ammonium homeostasis. Gene Ontology annotation, molecular function: ammonium channel activity. The transcript has 10 exons. The record is from RefSeq and is a predicted model, not a curated record. Bases 47 to 1339 code for a protein of 430 amino acids. Gene Ontology annotation, cellular component: plasma membrane. NCBI's taxonomy places the organism in Eukaryota, Metazoa, Chordata, Cladistia, Polypteriformes, Polypteridae.
GUUCCUUCUCUGUUAUCAGGCACAUGCAGAUCCUCAGAGAGUCAGUAUGCCAUCUUCAUACCAGACCAACAUGAGGCUCAAGUUCCCUAUCCUCGCUAUUUCUUUGGAGAUUUUAAUAAUUAUUUUAUUUGGGGUUUUUGUUACAUAUAAGGAUAUAAGUACCUCAGGUUCACAUGCCAACACCACAGAAAACAGAUUUCAUGCCUUAUAUCCCAUGUUCCAGGAUGUCCAUGUGAUGAUCUUCAUUGGCUUUGGCUUUCUGAUGACCUUUUUAAAGAGAUAUGGCUUCAGCAGCGUUGGAUUCAACAUGCUUCUUGCUGCCCUGGGCCUUCAGUGGGGUAUUUUGAUGCAAGGCCUCUGGCAUCUCCAUGAUGGAAAAAUAGAAGUUGAUGUAGACAAAAUGAUAAAUGCAGAUUUCAGCACUGCAACUGUUCUCAUCUCCUUUGGGGCAGUUUUAGGAAAGACAAGUCCUGUCCAGUUGCUUAUCAUGACUAUCCUGGAAAUCACCAUCUUUGCCAUGAACGAGCAUCUUGUAGUGGGGAUACUUGGAGCAAAAGACACUGGAGCAUCAAUGACCAUUCAUGCAUUUGGAGCUUAUUUCGGCUUGGCUGUUACUCGUGUCCUGUACAGACCUGGGCUAAAAAAUGGACAUGAGAAUGAAGGUUCCGUUUAUCACUCUGACCUGUUUGCAAUGAUUGGGACAGUUUUCUUAUGGAUGUUUUGGCCCAGCUUUAACUCCGCAAUUGCCAAUGAAGGGCAAGACCAGCUCAUCGCUGUUAUAAACACCUACUUCUCGUUGUCAGCUUGUGUCCUUACAGCAUUUGCAAUUUCUAGCUUAGUGCAAGAAAAAGGCAAAUUUGACAUGGUCCAUAUUCAGAACGCCACCCUGGCAGGAGGUGUAGCUGUUGGCACUUGUGCAGAUAUGAGCAUUGGUCCAUAUGGAGCCAUGCUGAUUGGUUUCGUAGCUGGAAUAAUUUCAACUUUUGGAUUUAAAUUUUUAACACCAAUCUUGGCAUCUAAAUUAGGAAUACAAGAUACUUGUGGAGUUCACAAUCUACAUGGCAUGCCUGGUGUUUUAGGAGGAAUGGCUGGUAUUGUAGCAACGGCUAUCACAGGGACAUCUUUCCAGAUGCAAUCUGCAGCUUUGGCAUCAUCUGUGGGAAUAGCCAUUAUAGGAGGAGCAAUCACAGGUUUUAUUAUGAAGCUACCCAUCUGGGGCCAACCACCUGAUCAGAACUGCUUUGAUGAUUCCAUCUAUUGGGAGGUGCCAGAAGAAGGAGAGGAAGAGGAAAACCACCUGGCACAUGGAGAGCAUUCCACCAAUAAGAUUGAAGCCUAAAUUACAUUAAUAUUUAAAUUUAUUACAGCACUGCAACCACACACAACACUCAGUAAACAAAUACAAAAUUAAUGUGGCCUUACAAUAUAGAACAUUUGUGGCGUGACACUUGUCAUACAUUAAAAUUGUGCUGUUUUCCAAUGUUGCUGUACAGCAGAUUUGACUCCUUCCCUUCACAACUUUAAAGUUAAACUCUUAAUCAUGGGAUCUAGUUGAGAAUAAACAUAAUAUGAAACUGAUCCCUAAAAAUGCUAAAACUAAUGUAUUUUUCACACAGCUAACAGGGCAGACAUAGACAUAAACAUAGACUUGUGGGAUAUCUGAAAAACAUUUUAGAUAUUUCAAAUUAUUGCCUAAUAUUUUAAAAUGGGUUUCCACGCCAACUGAAAUAUCUUAAAAUGCAGAUGUGAUAGCUUGAAAAAACAGGAUGUUAUUUCAAGAUAUUUAAAUGUCAGUUUUGAUGCAUCUAAAACACCUUUAAAACAAACCUCAAACAGGCUUCCAGAUAUAUGAAAAUAGCUACCUGUGCAUUUCAAGUUAUUUCAAAAUCACUUUCUUGCUAUUUUAAGUUAUCCAUAAUGCAUUUUGAGACAUCUGAACAUACAGAGGAAAUGGUAUUGAGAAAAUAUGAAGUGCAAAAGAAGAUGAUGUCACAAAGUUCAUUUCAGAUAUCUUAAAAUGCCCGGGAAGUCAGUUUGACAUACUUUUAUAUAUAAAAAAAGAAAACCUUGUUUUGAGAUAUCAUGAAUUCAUUUUCAGAUAUUUGAAAAGCUCUGCUGCAUUUUAGGAUAUCUCAACUGUAUUCUGAGAUAUCUCUAAACAUUCAGAAGGCUUGCCAUUCCCAUGUAGACUGCAUCAUCAUAAAAUUGAUAUAUUAUAAGCAAGACUGGCUGGUUAUGUUAUCCUCCCAAACACUUCAAGCAGAAAGCCUCCUACAACUGGAUGUUGAAAACUUCAAGUGAUGAGGUGAUAAUAUAACUUGUUAAAGGAAAUGAACAAACCUUUCUGACUGCUUGCAUUUUUUUACUUCUCUGUAACACCUAUUUUAUGUAUUUAUCUUCAGGCUCUCUUUGAUUAUCAACCUUUAUGUGACAAAUGCAGCAUUUCUGCAUUUUUGUAAGUUAAAAAAUGUUAUAAAUUAUGUCCAGAUUAUGUUAUAAUUAAAAAGGUAAUGUCAAUUAGCACAAAAUAUUAAAAGUAAUAUACCUGUAACAUAUUAUAUAAAACAAUAGGUUUCUAUUCCUUGGACUGGAUAAAAGAACAGAUGGAUAGAUAAAGUCAAUAAAAGCACACUUCAAACAAAGCAUGCAUCCAUGAUGUUAUCUUAACAAGAAAGCAUCAUUUUAAUUAUUUUCUAUUUGCAUUAUUUUACUGAAUAUGCAAGUGCAAGGUAUUUUUAAUUCUUUCAAAAUUAUCAUUUAAACUUUACAUUUUUUAAAGUAACUUAGUUACUAAAAAUUUACUAAACAUGAAAGUUAUGUUUUUGCAUUUGGAACACUUUAUUUAAUUCAUGGUUUUUGUUACUAUUAUUUAUCAGAAAUGAAGAUGAUGAUUUAGCCAUGUAAAAGAAAACACUAGAUGAUAAGAAAAUUAAUUCACUGAUCCCAUUUCAAUGCAAGGUUGUGAGGGAGAAUUAAAUGUGGCCAUCACAAGACACGUUCAUGAACAUGCUCACACAUUCUGGACCCAUUUAGAGUCAGCAAACAAUACACAGAGUUUUAUAGGGAUGUGUGUGGGAAACUAUAAGUAUCCGGAGAAAAUCAAUGGCAAAAAAGUGUAAGUAUAUUGAGCACCAACUGGGCACUGGCACUUCUCACUUACUACUGUGCUACUUUCUGAAAAUGUGAUUUUUACAUUAUACCGUUCCAAAAGCAUUAUAAGUGUAUAGGUAUAAACAUAAUCAACAGAACAAAGUUAACAAAAUGAACACUGACAUAUUCCAAAGAAAAAAGUGUUUUCUUCUUCGUGUCUUUUAAUUAAUACUGGGUUGAUAUAAAAUAAAACAUAUGUUAGAAAAUGCAUUGUAAAUUUGUUGUAUAAUCAUUUACAUUAUUCAUGUUUUGUGACUUAUUUUGUAAAGCUGAUUGUUUUGAUAUUCAUGUUAGCUAUUAUUUUUAUGCCUAAGGUGAAGUUGCAUUGUUUUCUUCCUAGUGAUUUUAAAGAUAAAUAAAGCAUUACUGACACAGAUUUCACCAAU